AUGGGACGUCGGAAUAUCGGGAAUCCAUCACGCAAGACCCACCGGAACUCAAGAAUUGGUUGUGGUAAUUGUAAAAAACGGCAUAUCCGAUGUGAUGAGGCCUUUCCACAAUGUCAAAACUGCACCAGACUGAAUCGGCUUUGCGAUUACUCAGAUACGGUUUUUCUCACCGAGAGGCACGACGGAAGACACCCGGACCUCCUCAUGACUUGGAGAAUAAUGACCGAACUGCGACGAUGGCACAUGACGGGUAUUGCGCCAUUGACUCAUCUGCGGCUUGUUCCUGAAGGUUUCUGGGAUAAAUACACAGGAACUGAUUUAAGGCUUCUGCUUCACGUUACUCGAGUAUCUAUGGAUUUUGAAAGUCGUGGUAUCAGUAACUGCAGCGUCUGGGUGCAGAAAAUGCCCGCGUACGAAGACCAAGUAUGGUUUCCAAAAAUCCGGUCCCCUUGCACACACUGA
This is a messenger RNA of Penicillium argentinense, 462 nucleotides long. Its product is annotated as Zn(II)2Cys6 transcription factor domain-containing protein. Gene Ontology annotation, molecular function: DNA-binding transcription factor activity, RNA polymerase II-specific; zinc ion binding. The transcript has 2 exons. Gene Ontology annotation, biological process: regulation of transcription by RNA polymerase II. Bases 1 to 462 code for a protein of 153 amino acids. Lineage: Eukaryota; Fungi; Ascomycota; Eurotiomycetes; Eurotiales; Aspergillaceae. The record is from RefSeq and is a predicted model, not a curated record.